Lachnellula hyalina is the source of this 1011-nucleotide messenger RNA. RefSeq names its product putative mitochondrial 2-oxoglutarate/malate carrier protein. NCBI's taxonomy places the organism in Eukaryota, Fungi, Ascomycota, Leotiomycetes, Helotiales, Lachnaceae. The record is from RefSeq and is a predicted model, not a curated record. Gene Ontology annotation, biological process: transmembrane transport. Gene Ontology annotation, molecular function: oxoglutarate:malate antiporter activity. The coding region runs from base 1 to 1011 and encodes 336 amino acids. The transcript has 2 exons.
AUGUCCACCUCCAACCCCUUCAAGCAAGCCGCCGAAGCCGCGCGCAAGAAAACCUCCGAGGCAGUGGACGCUACAAAACGGCUAGCUGCAGACAGUCCCGUCGGCAAGAACGACCUGCUACACACGCCGUUCAUGCGGGGCGCGCUGCCAUUCAUAAACGGCGGGCUGGCAGGCAUGGCAGCAACGACCGUGAUCCAGCCGAUCGAUAUGAUAAAAGUGCGCUUGCAGCUCGCAGGCGAGGGAGCGAGAACGGGGCCCAAACCAUCACCGUUGUCAGUGACGAGAGAGAUCAUCGCCGCGGGGAAGGUCAUGGAUCUAUAUACCGGCCUGUCGGCAGGGUUGUUGCGUCAAGCUGUGUAUACGACUGCGCGGCUGGGCUUCUUUGAUACGUUCAUGAAAGCUUUGACAGUGAGGGCACAGGAGAAGGGAAACAAGAUUGGCUUUGCGGAGAGAGCGGGUGCUGGUUUGAGUGCUGGGGGUCUUGCGGCUAUGAUUGGCAACCCGGCCGACUUGGCGCUCAUUCGAAUGCAAUCUGAUGGCUUGAAGCCGGUCGCUGAGAGGAAGCAGUAUAGGUCUGUGUUUCAUGCCCUGAAAAGCAUUGCCAAAUCCGAGGGAGUAGGAGCUCUCUGGGCUGGCGCAGCACCUACAGUCGUCCGAGCCAUGGCGUUGAAUUUCGGACAGUUGGCUUUCUUCUCGGAAGCCAAGCAACAGCUGAAAGAUACAUCUCUAAGUCCGCGAACGCAAACACUAACUGCGAGUGCCGUUGCUGGAUUCUUUGCUAGUUUCUUCAGCUUGCCGUUUGACUUUGUGAAGACGAGGUUGCAGAAGCAACAGAAGGCGGCCGAUGGGACACUUCCUUAUAAGGGAAUGAGCGAUUGCUUUAGAAAGGUGGCCAAGGAAGAGGGUUUGUUGAGAUUUUAUAGAGGGUUUAGUACUUACUAUGUGAGGAUCGCGCCGCAUGCGAUGGUAACUUUAAUCGUUGCAGAUUGGCUCGGCUUCAUCACAAAGUGA